CUCAGUCGCGGGGACUGGAGUCCUGAGGGGACGACGCCUGCUGUUCUAAGUGCUCGGGACUUCUGCCCCGGAGACUUCGCCGCCGGGACCCACGGGUGCACGGCUUCGGGAAAGAAGUUGCGAAUUUUGCCAGGUCAUCUGCCUGGCCACAGUAAAUCUGUGUGUGUAGUGUGAUUCGUCGAAGCUCUCCUACCGUGUUGAAUCAGCGUGCCUAGCCUCAAGGGUGCAUCGUGAAAACUGAAACCGAAGAGUGAUACAGGCCUGCUUUGUGUGUGUGUGUGUUUUUUUUUUUUCCCCCCAGUUUAAGCUUGUUUUCAGAAUACAUAACUCCUGCUUUAAACCUGAUUGGACUUUGCGGUGCAGAGACAUCUGUUCCAAGGAGGGACAGAGACCACAGUAUUUCUGAAGGGGUUUGGGAAUGUGCAAGUAUUUUAAGUUCUCCCAGCGUUGGUUGACUGUCUCGAGUCAGGCAAGUUACUUUCUCAAGUACGAUUUCUAUUCGGAAAAAAGUUUGCUGUAGUCCAUAAGUGAUCCUCGUGAAGUAGUUUGCCAUUCCAGAUGUAAAGAUGCACCCUAAUUCAUUGUGGAGAAGUUAGUAGUUAGACAUCCUUUUUUUUUUUUUUUUCAGCUGGAUCAUUUUCCAUGCAGACCCACUUGGUUUAAAUUUCUUCUCACUGACAUAUUGCCAUCAGAUGUCCCUGGUAGAUUUGGGAAAGAAGCUUUUAGAAGCGGCGCGAGCAGGUCAAGAUGAUGAAGUGCGUAUUUUGAUGGCAAAUGGAGCUCCUUUUACUACCGACUGGCUGGGAACUUCUCCACUUCACCUGGCCGCACAGUACGGGCAUUAUUCCACCACAGAGGUACUACUCCGAGCUGGUGUGAGUAGGGAUGCCAGAACCAAAGUGGACCGAACCCCAUUACAUAUGGCAGCUUCUGAGGGCCAUGCCAGCAUAGUUGAGGUUUUGCUUAAGCAUGGUGCUGACGUCAAUGCAAAGGACAUGUUAAAGAUGACAGCUCUACAUUGGGCCACGGAACACAACCAUCAGGAAGUGGUGGAACUUUUAAUCAAAUACGGUGCUGAUGUACACACGCAAAGUAAAUUUUGUAAAACUGCAUUUGAUAUUUCGAUAGACAAUGGGAAUGAAGAUUUAGCAGAGAUAUUACAGAUUGCUAUGCAGAACCAAAUCAACACAAACCCCGAGAGCCCCGACACUGUGACGAUACAUGCCGCCACUCCGCAGUUUAUCAUCGGACCUGGAGGGGUGGUGAACCUAACAGGUCUGGUAUCUUCAGAAAAUUCAUCCAAGGCCACAGAUGAAACAGGUGUGUCUGCGGUUCAGUUUGGAAACUCCUCUACAUCAGUAUUAGCUACAUUAGCUGCCUUAGCCGAAGCAUCUGCUCCAUUGUCCAAUUCUUCAGAAACUCCAGUAGUUGCCACGGAAGAAGUAGUUACAGCAGAAUCUGUGGAUGGUGCAAUUCAGCAAGUAGUUAGCUCAGGGGGUCAGCAAGUUAUCACAAUAGUUACAGAUGGAAUUCAGCUUGGGAAUUUGCAUUCCAUUCCAACCAGUGGCAUAGGCCAGCCCAUCAUUGUAACCAUGCCAGAUGGACAACAAGUAUUAACAGUACCGGCAACAGACAUUGCUGAAGAAACUGUUAUAAGUGAAGAACCACCAGCUAAGAGACAAUGUAUCGAAAUAAUUGAAAACCGGGUGGAAUCUGCAGAAAUAGAAGAGAGAGAAGCUCUUCAGAAACAGCUGGAUGAAGCGAAUCGAGAAGCACAGAAAUAUCGGCAGCAGCUUCUAAAGAAAGAACAGGAGGCAGAGGCCUACAGACAGAAAUUAGAAGCCAUGACUCGUCUUCAGACUAAUAAAGAAGCUGUUUAAUUGAAAUGAACAUGUAGUUUGAUUUCACUUUUGGUGGAGAAAGAAUACAAUCUCGAACUGUACACAACAAGGGUACAGUCAUGGAAAUACAGGAAAAUAGAAGAGACUACGAAUUGGUAAUUGGACUUAAGCCAUGAGCUCUGAGUUGUUGUAACAUAAAACUUUACUUUAGAGGUUGUGAAAUGUAUUUAAAACUGAAUUCUGUAAAUAGUUUUUGUUUUUUUACAGUUCCAAAUGAGUUGAUAAAGAUUGUUGAAGAGAUCCAAAAAUA
This is a messenger RNA of Tupaia belangeri chinensis (Chinese tree shrew), 2151 nucleotides long. It is a transcript of the gene GABPB1, whose product is annotated as GA binding protein transcription factor subunit beta 1. Gene Ontology annotation, molecular function: transcription cis-regulatory region binding; protein binding. Bases 693 to 1880 code for a protein of 395 amino acids. Lineage: Eukaryota; Metazoa; Chordata; Mammalia; Scandentia; Tupaiidae. Gene Ontology annotation, cellular component: nucleus. Gene Ontology annotation, biological process: positive regulation of transcription by RNA polymerase II. The transcript is spliced from 9 exons. The record is from RefSeq and is a predicted model, not a curated record.